Messenger RNA from Etheostoma spectabile (orangethroat darter), 1733 nucleotides. RefSeq names its product proteinase-activated receptor 2. The record is from RefSeq and is a predicted model, not a curated record. The transcript has 2 exons. Gene Ontology annotation, molecular function: thrombin-activated receptor activity. Gene Ontology annotation, cellular component: plasma membrane. Bases 182 to 1288 code for a protein of 368 amino acids. Gene Ontology annotation, biological process: positive regulation of Rho protein signal transduction; phospholipase C-activating G protein-coupled receptor signaling pathway; thrombin-activated receptor signaling pathway. NCBI's taxonomy places the organism in Eukaryota, Metazoa, Chordata, Actinopteri, Perciformes, Percidae.
AAAGUCAUCGUUCUUCCGACAUCAACCUGUGAGGCGUGUCUCGGUUGGCUACGGGUGGUCACGAGACUGGUGACGUCACGUAGGUGUUAAAAGCGGCUGUGUGAAGAAGUCCCAGCAGGUAAGACCCAGAGAGACAGACGGAGCCAGACACACCUGCGGACGCUAGUUACUUGCUGCAGUCAUGGUUCCGCGGACGCGAUGGCUUCACCUGCUCCUCCUGUGGUGCUGCGCGCGGACCUGCCACUGCCUGAUCAUAGAAAACAGAGGUUGGACUGGUCAAGAGACAGACGAAGGGGUGUGGGUCAACUCCCAAGUCAGUCAAGUGCUGAGCAGCCAUCUAACAACCGUCUUCAUCCCCAUCAUCUACAUCAUCGUGUUUGCUGUGGGACUGCCCACCAAUGCCAUGGCCAUCUGGGUGUUCCUCUUCAGGACCAAGAAAAGACACCCGUCGUCCAUCUACAUGGCCAACCUGGCUCUGGCUGACCUGCUGUUUGUCAUCUGGAUCCCCUUAAAGAUAGCGUACCACUUCAACGGCAACAACUGGAUCUACGGGAGUGCUUGUGCAAAGUGCUGGUGGGUUUUUCUACGGCAACAUGACUGCUCCAUCCCUUCAUCGCCGUAUAGAUUGUUCAGCGUUACUGGGCCGUGGUCCAUCCGUGUCCCAUCAGCAGAAAGACACCCGCGUAGCUGUGCCGUCUCCGUCAUGGUCUGGGUGUGUCGGGUCCUCACAAUCCCGCUCUACCUGUAUGACAAAGGUCUUUGUCCCGAACCUCAAAAUCCACACCUCCACGACGUCACCAGCCGUCAGAAGGAAAUGGCCAGGCUACUUCCUGACAAUGGGAAUUGUGGGAUUUGUUUGCCAACCGGCGUGUGCAUCAUAUCCUAUAUCCUCAUGCUCAAGUCUCUCAAGAACCAUGGCACCCCGAUUGCCAAGAGGCGACGAAAAGCAGUGGUCUUGAUCAUCACCGUGCUGGUGAUGUUUUUGUGUCUUCACCCCCAGUACAUCAUGCUGCUGGUGCACUCCACCCUCCUGUUGGUUGGGACUGACAACAACCUGUACGGAUUUUAUAUCACCACCCUGUGUUUGGCGAGUCUCAACAGCUGCUUCGACCCCUUUGUUUACUACUUCAUCUCCGAGGACUUCAGGAAUCAUGUGAAGAACACCUUCCUGUGCAGGAGUGAGAGGACAGUUGAGAGGAUGAGGGUCUCCUUCAGCGCUCUCAAGGUCUCCAAGAAGAGCAACACGUACACGUCUGAUUCAGGGAACACUCGGAGCACUGAGUGCUAGUGCAUCAUUGUCAUUAACUCCCCCUAAAAUAACUUUGGGAACUUUGGGGAGUCAUCUGUGCUAAAUACCUCUGAAAAGCUUUAAGCUGUCUAAGUUACUGCUUUCUUCAAAGACAUUUUUUUUGUAAACACCCCUGUGAAUUCAACUGAUAUUUAAUGCACUUUACUCAAUGUAGUCUUCUUCUGUUCCAUUUGAUUUAAGGCGGAACAUAAAUAAUUGUACUCUUGAACUGUUUUAAUGUGUCUGAUCAUUUAGUGCAUACUGUUAUUUUUAUUGAUGAAUCAUACCGAACAUUUAGCAUGUUGAGUGAUGCACGCUAGAUAAUAUUUAUAUCUUGUUCAUUUUCAAAAUAGCCGUCUUUACAAGUUGUAUCCCCACAUUACAAGUUGUAUAAAUACAUUUUAAAGUUUCUCAAUAAAAGUAAAUGUACAACUUUCCUCCUUCA